CCAACCUAGGUAACCUUGUGAGCCAAAUUCAAUCGUCUUUUGGAGUGGACAAGAGAUCUCUAAAUUCUUUAUAAUCUGCUAUUGAAGAGUGACAAUGGCUUCCCUCCACAUCACGUGGCAUUUUGCACCCGAACAUGUCCCAACUUUCUACGAAGCCUUACGUCCGCUCCAUGAAAAGCUCGUACAAGAGAAAGAAUGCUUGUAUUUCAAUGUCUAUGAUAUUAUGCAGCAGCCCGGCGUUGUGCGCCUGGUAGAGAUCUGGGAUUGUGAUAUGAAGUGGAUGGCUGAGGUCCAAUCGAAGAAAGACUAUUACGCGCCUUUCUUUGAGGCAACAAAAAAGAUUUCGUUGCAGCCGCAGAACAUUGAGUUUAUGAAGGGGGUGGGCGAAUUUCGAUUUAUGAGGUUGUAAAGGGUUGAGAUGCAGUCUUCUUCAUUUCCAAUCCGGGAGCGCGACUCUUCUCUCGACUGUUAAGCAAGCAUCACCAGUGGAUAAUGAUGACCACUUAACAUUGCAAUCUCUC
This is a messenger RNA of Hyaloscypha bicolor E, 521 nucleotides long. RefSeq lists its product as uncharacterized. Lineage: Eukaryota; Fungi; Ascomycota; Leotiomycetes; Helotiales; Hyaloscyphaceae. The transcript is spliced from 2 exons. The record is from RefSeq and is a predicted model, not a curated record. The coding region runs from base 95 to 409 and encodes 104 amino acids.